GGGAGGGCACACUCGGGAGCGGCCCGCUGCACAGGCUCGGCGCUUGCCGCGCUCCGCCCCAGCCCUCCUGAGGCGGCCGUACAAUCCUCGGCAGUGUCCUGAGACUGUAUGGUCAACUCAGCGGCCGCGCCCGCCCGGCCCCGGCUCAUUCCAACGCCUGUCGCUUGGGCCACUUAUUUUUUUUAUUUUUUGGAAAACCGAGGAGAGUGACUCCCUGCUAGAGGGACAGGGGAACUCGGGUUCCCUUCUUGCUGCCUUCUCCUCGCCUCUGACAACGUCCUCCCACUCUCUCCCCGACCCCGCCUCCGCGUGCAGGUUCCUCCCCGUCACCUCUCUCCACCCCUCGGGUCCCGCACCUAGCCAGCUGUCCGCAAGCUGCCACCUGACUGCGCGAGGCGCUCGGGCACCUGCGAGCACUUAGGAUCUUUCACACACUCCGGGCUUCGGGGAGCCCACGAGAACUACAGCGAAGGCAGCGGCUGCAGCCUCCACCAACCCCAAACCCAGGUUCUCGGCGUCUCCGACGGCCGCAGCGACGAUGACAGCUGACAAGGAGAAGAAAAGGAGUAGCUCGGAGAGGAGGAAGGAGAAGUCUCGCGAUGCAGCAAGGUGCCGGCGAAGCAAGGAGACAGAAGUGUUCUACGAGCUGGCCCAUGAGCUGCCCCUGCCCCACAGUGUCAGCUCCCACCUGGACAAGGCAUCCAUCAUGCGACUGGCCAUCAGCUUCCUGCGGACACACAAGCUACUCAGCUCAGUGUGCUCUGAAAAUGAGUCUGAGGCCGAGGCUGACCAGCAGAUGGACAACUUGUACCUGAAAGCUUUGGAGGGGUUCAUUGCCGUGGUAACCCAAGAUGGUGACAUGAUCUUCCUGUCUGAGAACAUCAGCAAGUUCAUGGGACUCACACAGGUGGAGCUGACGGGGCACAGCAUCUUUGACUUCACUCACCCCUGUGACCACGAGGAGAUCCGGGAGAACCUGACCCUCAAAAGCGGAUCUGGUUUUGGGAAGAAAAACAAGGACAUGUCCACGGAACGGGACUUCUUCAUGAGGAUGAAGUGCACAGUCACCAACAGAGGGCGGACUGUCAACCUCAAGUCGGCCACCUGGAAGGUUUUGCAUUGCACUGGGCAGGUGAAGGUCUACAGUGACUGCCCUCCCCACAACAGUCUCUGUGGCUACAAGGAGCCCCUGAUGUCCUGCCUCAUCAUUAUGUGUGAACCGAUCCAGCACCCGUCCCACAUGGACAUCCCCCUGGAUAGCAAGACUUUCCUGAGCCGCCAUAGCAUGGACAUGAAGUUCACCUACUGCGAUGAUAGAAUCACAGAACUGAUUGGCUACCACCCUGAGGAGUUGCUUGGACGUUCGGCCUAUGAGUUCUAUCAUGCCCUAGAUUCUGAGAACAUGACUAAAAGCCACCAGAACUUGUGCACCAAGGGUCAGGUGGUGAGUGGCCAGUACCGCAUGCUGGCGAAGCACGGGGGCUAUGUGUGGCUGGAGACCCAGGGUACUGUCAUCUACAACCCUCGCAACCUGCAGCCCCAGUGCAUCAUGUGUGUCAACUACGUGCUGAGUGAGAUUGAAAAGAAUGAUGUGGUAUUCUCCAUGGACCAGACUGAGUCCCUGUUCAAGCCUCACCUCAUGGCCAUGAACAGCAUCUUCGACAACAGUGGUGAGGUGGCUGUGUCUGACAAGAGCGAUUUCCUGUUCACCAAGCUGAAGGAGGAGCCAGAGGAGCUGGCCCAACUGGCUCCCACGCCUGGCGAUACCAUCAUCUCUCUGGAUUUUGGGAAUCAGGGCUUUGAGGACUCCUCGGCCUAUGGUAAGGCUGUCCUACCCCCAGGCCAGCCAUGGGUUGCAGAGGUGAGGAGCCACAGCACUCAGAGUGAUGCUGGGAGCCUGCCUGCCUUCAGCGUGCCCCAGGUGGCCGCCCCGGGAAGCACCACCCCCAGUGCCAGCAGCAACAGCAGCUGCUCCACGCCCAGCAGCCCUGAAGACUAUUACACCUCUCUGGAGGAUGACCUGAAAAUCGAGAUGAUCGAGAAGCUCUUUGCCAUGGAUACAGAGGCAAAGGACCAGUGCAGCACCCAGACGGACUUCAACGAGCUGGACCUGGAAACCCUGGCACCCUACAUCCCCAUGGACGGGGAGGACUUCCAGCUGAGCCCCAUCUGCCCUGAGGAACCGAUUGUGCCGGAGAGCCCUCAGCCACCUCCCCAGCACUGCUUCAGCACCAUGACGAACAUCUUCCAGCCGCUGGUCCCGACAGCCUCCGAGAGCCCCUUCCUGCUGGACAAGUACCCACCGCCACUGGAGGGCAAGAAGACAGAGCCUGAGCACCACCCCAUGUCCUCCAUCUUCUUUGAUGCAGGGCACAAGACAGCCAUGCCUCCCUGCUGUGGCCAGGCCAGCACCCCUCUAUCUUCCAUGGGGGGCAGAUCCAACACCCAAUGGCCUCCUGACCCACCAUUACAGUUUGGGUCAACAAAGUGGUCUGCUGGGGCUCAGCACACAGAACCCCUGGCCCCCGUCUCCAUGUUUAAGACGAGGUCUGCAAAAGGCUUCAGGCCUGGGGCUGCAGAUAUGAUGAGCCCCGCUGUGGCAGCCCUCUCCAACAAGCUGAAGCUGAAGCGGCAGCUGGAAUACGAGAAGCAAGGCUUCCAGGAUGGGGACCCGCCGGGCAGCAGCGCUUCACAUCUGAUGUGGAAACGGAUGAAGAGCCUUCGAGGAGGGGGUUGCCCUCUGCUGCCAGACAAGCUGCUGGAUGCAAACGUGCCCCCUGGGGGAGGGCUCAGGGCCCACCCCAGCUCCCCUACUGCCUGCCAGAGCCUUGUUCUAACAGAUGAGUUCAUCCAGAACCCGCUAAGGGGUCUGGGGCAGCCCCUGAGACACCUGCCACCCCCACAGCGGCCAUCCACUUUGAGCUCCGGGGAGAAUGCCAAGAGCGGGUUCCCCCUGCAGGGUUAUGCGCCCCCGUACCAGGACUACAACAACCAGCCUUUGACUCACAAGAUGCCAGGCCUGGCGAGCCGGCUGCUCGGGCCUUCGUUUGAGCCCUACCUGCUGCCCGAACUGACCCGAUAUGACUGUGAGGUGAAUGUUCCUGUGCCCGGAAGCUCCACGCUCCUGCAGGGAGGGGACCUGCUGAGGGCCCUGGACCAAGCCACCUGAGCCAGGGCCUCCCGCAGGGCACAGCCCUGCCUGCGCCGUCCCCGCCAGCUUCAUUCACUCUCUACGGCUGUUUUUUGCAACUAGGUAUUUCUAACACCAGCACGUUUUUGAUGAGAUGUACUUACCUGGCAGGUUUGCCCAGGUCACCAAGCAGUGGCCUUUGAGAUGCCCACUCUGCUAUCCCUGUUUUAAAGACAACAUUGUUUCACCUACAAAGAAAGCAUUCUUUAAUUCUGUAAGAUUUUUGUUUUCCAGUCCACCUCCAAUGACUUCUAAUUUAUAUUAUCCAUAGGUUUCUAUCUCCCUGCCUCUCAUACGGUCUCCACUCUAACAGGUUCAGCGUACAUAGGCUCUCCUCUAGGAAAAGCUGUGGCUUCAGUGGACUGAAAAGAUUUUGUUGUUGCCAAAGAGAGACUCAAAGGAUUUUGCAAUCCAAAAUGUGGCUUCUCCCUCUUGCAACCCUCGUGUUUUCUUUGAAAUUCACAACACAGUGAUUAGCUUUUACAGUCUUUCUGAAGCCGACUCUGCUCCAGUUGGGCUCUGCCUGAGGAUUGCAGGGAUGUGAAGGUGGACUCUGGCAUGUGGUUUUCUGUGAAAGUUACGCAGGGUGGUUUCUUGCUGAACUCUGCGGCAUUUCCCUCUCCACUCCGGUGGAUUUUUUAUCGUUAUUAUUAAAAAACAUAACUGAGAAUUUUUUAAAAAUUUAUACCUGGGUGAAGUGUUUAUUAUGAGAUAUAUGGGUACUUUGUGGUAACUAAAAGCUUAUAAAUGGAACCUGGCUCAGGUAACUGCUUUCAGGCUGUUCAGUUUACUUUAUUUCUGUCACUGCAGCCCUGAGCAGUCAUCCCAUGGGCCUGGACUAACCCUGCUACAGCUCUCCUCUCCCCUUACCUCUCUCUGCUACUGGCUUUUCGGUCUGUGACAGGGGACAACGGGCCACCCGGGAUUGUACUUGCCACCGUCUUCUGCCAUUGCUCUGCAUUUCUGUGUAUCUAUGAUGAUGGCGCCCAACAAGGGCCACAUCCUGGGGGCGGGGACGUGCUUUCACUUUUGGAAAGAUUUUGUUGCUAGCCCUUCAAGUGCACUGAGCUACAUGACUUCUAAAGGCCUUUCACAUAGCACACUGGGCUCUUUCCAGAACUGUCAUGCAAUGGUUCAGAUGGGAGCUGAGGCAAGAAAGUCAGGAUUUGGAAAUGGUGUAGUGACCUGGUCCGUGUCCUCCUAAACUCAUGACCUUAGAGCUGGACUAAGCAAGGGCACCAAAUGGAGGGCAGUGGGUCCUGAUCAGCCCCCAGCCUGCAAGGCCCAGGCGGCAGGCAGUGCCCCUUGCUGGCAUGCAGCAGUCAGACCUCCAGGACCAGCCCCUAGCCUUGGACCCUGGCUAGGGGUCUCCUUGUCACUUGAAGUGAUGUGUAUAGGUAGGAAGCACUGAAAAUAGUGUUCUCAGAGCACUUUGUAACUCACUGGGUAAGAAGGACAGCACCUUUUGGUUUUUAAAUACCAAUCCCAUGGAACUUCACUGUACAGUUGCUACAAUAAAAUAUAAUAAGCACACCACAAGCCCAUCAGACCAAGAACCUGGUAAGCCCGAUGGACUAACUGCCAAUUACAAAAUGUAACUCUCAAAAGGAAACCCAAAGUAUGUGAGGAAAAGGACUGGGCUGUGUGCUUCCUGGAGCACACAAAAGCAGCCCAGCCUUGCCUGACAUGUGGCAGCAGAACUUGAAGGGUUACUGACAGGUCAGCACUGAUGUUUGAUUUCCUGUGUGUGUUGCCUCAGCAUUAAGGGCAUUCUACCCUUGCAGUUGUACUAAGACACUCUGAAAAAUAUUCCAAGCUUUGUAUUAACCUUGCCUGUCUAUGUAAUGAUUUCAUGAAUAUUAUUAUAUUUGUCAAAUUCCUACUGACAACAUUAUAACUGUAUGGGAGCUUAACUUUAUAAAGAAAUGUAUUUUGACACUGAUAUCUUAUUAAAGUAUUCUGAUCCUA
Messenger RNA from Ochotona princeps (American pika), 5158 nucleotides. It is a transcript of the gene EPAS1, whose product is annotated as endothelial PAS domain protein 1. Gene Ontology annotation, cellular component: nucleus; cytoplasm; transcription regulator complex. The transcript is spliced from 16 exons. The record is from RefSeq and is a predicted model, not a curated record. Lineage: Eukaryota; Metazoa; Chordata; Mammalia; Lagomorpha; Ochotonidae. Gene Ontology annotation, biological process: cellular response to hypoxia; regulation of transcription by RNA polymerase II. Bases 539 to 3169 code for a protein of 876 amino acids. Gene Ontology annotation, molecular function: protein dimerization activity; DNA-binding transcription factor activity, RNA polymerase II-specific; RNA polymerase II transcription regulatory region sequence-specific DNA binding.